Aspergillus pseudotamarii is the source of this 957-nucleotide messenger RNA. Its product is annotated as centromere protein H. Lineage: Eukaryota; Fungi; Ascomycota; Eurotiomycetes; Eurotiales; Aspergillaceae. Bases 56 to 775 code for a protein of 239 amino acids. Gene Ontology annotation, biological process: kinetochore assembly. The transcript is spliced from 3 exons. The record is from RefSeq and is a predicted model, not a curated record. Gene Ontology annotation, cellular component: kinetochore.
AAAAAAGCUUCCUAUCACGCGAUGCUAUUUUCGGCCAGCCACGAGGUCUCAUUUCAUGGCAUCUGCGAAAGCCCGCUCCCUGCCUCACCUGGACCCGGGUGAGGUUUCUCUGUUGGAUCUUGCAGAGGAUGAUCCGAGGGAUGCCGUUUCUUUCUCGGACAAAGAAGCGUUGAUCCUGCAACUAUAUAAUCAACUUCAGGAACAAGAACUCGAAAAGGCACUCCUCGAACAAGAUGCCGAGCUACUCUCGGGGGAUGAUGCAGAAGAGCAGCUGGCCAUAGCAGAGCGCGAACUUCUAGAAGCCAGAGCUACUUACACAGUCAGGCGGAAGGCACUUGGAGCUGUUCUUAUGACAGACCCUACUCUCAAAGCUGUUCAUAUGAAAGCCACAUAUCCGGCUGAACAAAAUCUUCUUCGUCUUAUCAAUAGACGGGAUGUGCUCUCGUUAGCACAUGAGAACUUGAAUACUGCGCUUAGCUCGACUCUUAAAAAGUUGUCUAACGCGGAGGUGGAAAAUCUGCAACUUCACCAAAAGAACAAAGCGCUCGUCCGAGAGCUACUAAAUCUGACGAAGAAUGACGAAUCAUGGAGGGAAGAAUUGAAUGAUAUGAGUAUAAAGAAGCAAUUAGAGCAAGUCAAAGCGGAUCACCAAAAAAGCAAAGCGAAAUGGGAAACCAUAAAAAGUAUUACCAGCGCUAUCGUUGUCGGCAGUGGUGUGAACUGGGCUGAAGAAGAAGAGCUCGUGGCUCUUGUAUUGGACGACUCUGACGACUGAUGGUUUGGUGACGAUAAAAUUUCUUCUACUUCUUUUCUUUUUCUUUUUCUUUUUGGUUUUUCCUUUCUAUCGGACCAGGCUGGGGCCAUUUCGAAGGCGUUGAUAUACCCAUUUAAAUACCUACUACGGAGUAGAAUAGAAGAACAAUAUGAUAUCGUGUUUAAUCCUAUAUUGCGGGCUAU